Molecule: messenger RNA, 5430 nt
Organism: Drosophila rhopaloa
Lineage: Eukaryota; Metazoa; Arthropoda; Insecta; Diptera; Drosophilidae
Gene: Ephrin
Exons: 5
Coding region: 452-2380 (642 amino acids)
Biological process (GO): ephrin receptor signaling pathway; axon guidance
Cellular component (GO): plasma membrane
Molecular function (GO): ephrin receptor binding
Source: RefSeq, a predicted model, not a curated record
ACUCCAACCGCGGUCACACUACUGAGAAGUUUUUUUAUAAUAGCUCUAGAAAUACAAUAUUUAUGUAUAUAUUUAUUGUAUGUAAUCCAAUUAUAAAAAAUUGCCAAUAAAAUGAGUUGUUUUCGAGUAUCUUUCUUUAGACGCAAACCUGUUCGGCGCUUAUUUUAAACGCCAAGUGAAAAAUGUAACUGAAAAUUUACUUGGAAAUUCAAGAUGGAGCAAGACAUACAUUUGUAUGUACCGACACGGAUAUAGCUGAAAACCAGUAAUCAUAUUCGUAAGGUGCAGCUAUCUUGUAAAAGAUCGGGCUAUUUAGCAAGCGGGUUAUUAAAGAACUAAACUUCUAAAAACCAAAUCGCUAACGGAAUGCAAGACAGAUUAAAGACGUAGCCUUACUUUUGCCUGGACCCAGUCAAAUUCACAGAUUCAAACUAGCAAUCCACAUUGCAGUAUGUUGGCUCGUAAGAGACGCUUAACUUCCAGUAAAGUGCUUGCCGACCCGCAACCACCACUUAUGGUAGCUCUCCCGAAUUGCAACACGAAAUAUCAGCACAAGCAACAUAGAGUACAGAUAUACUCUGGGAAUCCAUUGAACAUCAAGUUAUACGUGCCAGCGAGUGUUGAGAGUAUGCCAAGUAUACGGAGUAAGGCAUUAAAUACGACGAAAAACCAACAACCAGCUAUGCAUCGAAAGUCCAAAAGUAAAAGCAAGUUCCCAGCUUUCAGCAACCUUUCGCCCCUUCAUUCAUCAAGUGAAAGAGAAAAUAAUCCUUCCGCGAAGCAUUCAUUGGCACUGGAAUCUGUCGAAACAUGUGAAGUAACUUCUGUAGGGAUAGGAGUAAAGGCAUCGCGGCAUUUCUCUAAUAUUAAAAAAGCUGCAAAAAACCAGCACAACAGCAAUAACAGGAUUAGAAACCGAAGCCGCUUGUUUUCUUCGACUCAGUCUACAGCGGUGAGAUGCAAAAUGAUGAUUCCAUUUCCGACAUUUGGCGCAACAUCUUUCGUUACUUUGCUCACUUUAAUUUGUAUGGAGACGGUUUUGCUCUCAACCAUGUCCAGUUGCGCCAAAACGUUCUACAUGCAUUGGAAUACAUCGAACAGCAUAUUUCGGAUUGAUAACACUGAUCACAUAAUCGAUGUUAAUAAAGGCAAUCUUGCAUUUGAGUUUGAUCAGGUGCAUAUAAUAUGCCCAGUUUAUGAGCCAGGGACUUUUGAAAACGAAACUGAGAAAUAUAUAAUUUACAAUGUGUCUAAAGUGGAGUAUGAAACAUGUCGUAUAACAAAUGCAGAUCCGCGAGUAAUAGCUAUAUGUGAUAAACCUCAGAAAUUAAUGUUUUUUACAAUAACUUUCCGGCCAUUUACACCGCAGCCAGGUGGUUUGGAGUUCCUACCUGGAAAUGAUUAUUACUUCAUUUCAACUUCAUCCAAGGAUGAUUUAUAUCGACGAAUAGGGGGUCGAUGCUCUACAAAUAAUAUGAAAGUAGUCUUCAAAGUUUGUUGUGCCGCCGAGGACAAGAACAGAACCACACCGAUAAACAAAUCUAUAUCAGGCGCAGACACUGGGGGAACCAUCAGUGUUAAUAUAGCAGCUAGUGAUGAAAGUCAAGUCCGCGGACAAGGCAACUCCAUAGCUAUUGGAACCAACAUUGGAAUGAGUGGAGGACUAAUUCCAGGAGGACCACAAUCCGCAGGAAUUCCAAUCAAUCCGAUCAACGGCAAUAGUAAUAUAAAUGGCAUAGCAACUACUAUUAAUUCAAACAUUGACCAGUUUAACCGAAUACCGAUUCAACCAAACAUAAUUGGUAACAAUGUGGGAAAUAACGCUCUAGGACCUGGAAUGGUUGGUGGUGGUGGAAUAGUAUUAACUCCAGGCCAUGGUCACGGCAACAUUAAUAUGUUGCAACCGGGACGCGGUGGAAUAAAUGUAGCUUACCCCGGACAUCACCACAUCCAAACAGGGAUCCGAAUAAACAAUGUGCCGACGCACAACAGCUAUCCACCUCAUAAGGGUAAUGCUGACAGCAAUACUAACGGGAAUGAUGACCACCACCAUUACAACAAACAUCCCAAUGAGGUUGUAAAGAACGAAGAGCUCACGUACAAUAGUGCUGCAGCGCCAGCAGAUAGCCACUUCUUUGCUUUGUGGAUUUGGCCCUUGUCAUCUUUCCCACUGCCGUCUUUUGAAUGCUGUUUGUCUGUAUAUUGGCUAAACUCAUCUUUAGUACUAAGCAUUGCUGCAAUCCUCGGAAUCCACUAUCUAGUUGAAAACGCGCUGCAAACCACGUUGCAGCCCUAUAAACCUGGAAUGAUAGUUAUCAGUCCAACUUUUAGCAACAACUUUUUUGACUCCAAACCCGCCACUAUCGGAUAUGAUAGGUGAAUUUGUAACGAACAACAAAUUUUGUGUUCCCUUGGUUAACAUUUAUUUUUUAAGAAUACCAAUAUCACUCAAUAAUUUUUGUCACUCCGCUCCAACUAUGUUAAAAUAAUUAGUCAUAAAAAGUAGUGGACUGGAAAGGUUGGAAUCACAUGAUAUGCUUACUGAUAUUGAUUUGGAAAUGUAAUUGCAAUUGAACGAGUUAAUCUGACUCAAAAUUUAAUAUAAUAGAUCAGCUAGAAAGGAGAAAGGUGAAAUAGAAUUAAUAAGUAAACAAAUUAAAUAUAUCAAGUACAUCAACAGUUAAAUAUAGUGGUCUAGAUGUAACUGAUACCGAUUAAGAAAAGAAGGAGGAUAGCAGAAUGCUAUUGCGAAACAGAUCAGCUGCAAUACAGAGGGCCAGGUACAAGCAAUUUAGCUAUGCAUUUACCACCAUCAAGUGCCUAGCCACUAUGUCGACUGUCCUCCUUAUAAUUGUGUCCUUCUGGUUUUUUUGAAAUCACUAUUUGGGGUAUGUGCGCGUAAAUAAUAUUAUUUACAAGCAUACGCAAAAAUUAUAAGGCGAUGUAGCGAUUAUUAAAUCUUUGCAGCUAUAGCUUUAUUUGCCAGUUAAAAUUAUCAUUCCGACAUUCUCUUGUAUUAUCUAAGAACAUAUUGAAUGAAAUGUCCAAAUUAAUAGUAAAAAUAUACUAAAACACAGAGAAUCGCAUGCCCUCGGAAUGGCUUAAGUGGAUUAGAAUUAAUCUUAUCACUGGAAAUCUGAAGCCCCAAAAAUGUUUGAAAAAUCCACAAACUUAAUAUUAUUUAAUCCUCGUGCAAGCACAUGUACGAAGGGUAUUUCGACUGAAGUUAAAACAAAAAAAUAAUUAGAAACGCUUAUUAAGAAAGCACGUAUAAAAUUAGGUAUAAGUCAUUCAAAGACAGUAUAAUGGAGAUUGAAGAUGACUACGCAUAUGUAUAAUCGUGUAAGAUCAAAUGAAAUUUGUAUGUGUGUUUAGUAUGCAUUGAUGUAUAUUUAAAAUCGUGGUAGGUAUUUUGAAUAUGGUAAAGGUGAAAUUCAAAGAACUCAACUAUAAGUUUUAUGUUCUUAUUUGUUUUGUUUUAUUUUAAUGUUUUCAUUUGAAAUAAUACCAUUUUAUUUUGUAAAUGAGCCAACAGUAUAGAGAAGUGAUUCUUAACAUUAAAUAAAAUAUAUAUGUAUAUACAUACAUCAUACACAUACUUACUUAUAUACAAGAAAUGUUUAGGUGAAACGUUAAAAACUUUGUAAAUUUAAUAUAACUUAACUAAAAAUUGAAAAUAAAUAAAAAAAAGGGGAUGAUAAAAAAAAAUUAUAAUAUAAAAAAUAUAUUGAGGCAUCUUGUGCUACCUUCGUGUGAAAAUUAAAAGGUUACAAUUAUAAAUAGUCUAUAUAUAGUAAAUAAUACGAUACAUUAGAGCGUGAUUACAUAAGCGUGUCUAUAAUUUAGUCCGACAAACAUGUGUUAAAAAUGUAGGCAGAACAAAAUUUGCCACAGCGAGUUAACUAUUUACAAAUUAUAAUUCAAGACCCAGGAAACAGCUACAUCCCAUAUUUCAUCUUUGGGAUGAAAUCUCAAAUCUUGAUUUUUUGCGAUUAAAUUUAAAUAUAACACGUUUAUUGUGCAUUUAGUGUAAGCUUCUUUAUGUUUUUCGUGUUUUCUCUUUGUUUCAUAAAUCUGUGCUAGUUAACCUACUGCAAUUCUGCCUUAAAAAUUAAAUUCUUUAAAUUUCCAGAAUUUUCGAACUCUAGGCGAAUUGUAUUCGUGUACUGCCACAGCAAACCUGAACACUAAACCGAAUUUAUUACGAUCCAACGGUAACAACCAAAAUCUGAAUUCAGUCCCAUUCUAUGAGUGAAUACCUUAAAAAUAUGCAUUGCUCUACUUAGGCCUGUACCCGACACUUGCUGUAUAGGUAAUGAUGGUUUAUAAAGUUACAACUUUUAUAUUUUGUAACAUUAUAAGCUACUUACCUUGACAGAUAAAAUAUAAAUGCGGACCGUACUGUUACUUAAUCAAAUACUUAAUAUCAUACUUACAACCAACAUUACAUACUACAAACAAACAUACAUAGAUUCAUACAAUAGAACCGUAACUAAGUACAUAAUAAGACAAGAGUCAAAAUAAUAUAAUGAGUCGUUAGGAUAAUACAUAUUCAUACAGCACACAUUACAUACAAACAGUUUUAUAUGCGAGCAACUUUUUUAAAUUUGAAAAGCAGAUGCUCACAAAAAACUUGAUAUUUAAAAACAUUCGGCCGCGUUGUUUGCGAUAGUAAACAAACUAUGUUCCCCCUAACCUACCUUCAUUUCCGUCUAGGACAAUGCUUUUUUCACGCUACCAUCAUAAAAAGGCAUACACCAAAACAUUCUCAGAUCGUUAUAUUUAAAACUUUUUUAAAUGCACUCUUAUUAAGUUUUUGUAAUAGGUGCUGGCGCAAAAAAUUUAUAAUUAAUACUGGAUUAUUUAUUAUUUUAAUAAAUUUAAUAUUUUAACUGAACGAAAUUAGUAUAUAUUGUGGCGAAUAACUGAGUCGUUUUAAUUUGGAAUUUGAAUAAUAACAUAAUUAUAAUUAAAAAUUAAAUUGAAUCCUGUUUGACAUAGGUAGACGGCUCUGUAUCGUUUACAAAAAAUAUAAAUUCUCAUUUUAUUUCUAAGAAUACAAUGACUAUGAACAAAACAACUGUAAACAUAAUGAGACAACCCAAAUCAAAUUGCAAAACACAAGGCCGACUAAUUUGAUUUGAUUUAAUUGAAUUCAACAAUUUAUUACACUAUGCAUUCACGCUAGUAAACACUUGUAUUUGUAUGUUACCGGAGAGAAGAGUAUAUUGUAGUUUUUAAUAGUAGCUCAGCAUAUUUAUAUCUACUUAUACGACGGUUUAAGGAGUAACAUAAGCAAGUGCAUAUGACAAAAACUAUGUAUGAGCAUAACAGAUAGCCAAGCAUCAAGUAAUAAUGGAGAUGUGACAUGCAGAUGAUAAAAUAUAUUAAUGAAAAUAAAAAAAUUUUGAAUUUACAUCUAAUUUUAAA